UAGCAAAAACCCUAGAUCGAUUUUUGUAUUAUUUCCCUCCUAAGAAACUCACAUUGACGCAGCACACUACUUUUUCUUCCACUCAUCUUCUCAACACCUUUGCUCUCAAUUCUCCGCUGAUAGUACUGGACACAAAUUCAAGCUUCAUGUCAACCUAGUUUUUUUCCAGUGGUGAAGAUACUGGAGCGAAAUGGAUCAGUAUGAGAAAGUGGAGAAGAUAGGGGAAGGAACCUAUGGAGUGGUUUAUAAGGCGCGGGACAGGGUUACGAACGAGACUAUUGCUUUGAAGAAAAUCCGGUUGGAGCAGGAGGAUGAGGGAGUGCCGAGCACGGCGAUCAGAGAAAUCUCGCUCUUGAAGGAGAUGCAGCAUGGCAACAUUGUCAGGUUACAGGAUGUGGUGCACAGUGAGAAGCGCCUAUAUCUUGUUUUUGAGUAUUUGGACCUUGAUUUGAAGAAACACAUGGAUUCGUGCCCUGAUUUUGCAAAGGAUCCACGCAUGAUAAAAAGGUUUCUUUAUCAAAUUCUCCGUGGAAUAGCGUAUUGUCACUCACACAGGGUUUUGCACCGUGAUCUGAAGCCGCAGAAUUUGUUGAUAGAUCGCCAAACUAAUGCACUAAAGCUUGCAGACUUUGGAUUGGCGAGGGCCUUUGGUAUUCCCGUGAGGACUUUUACACAUGAGGUGGUGACAUUGUGGUACAGAGCUCCUGAAAUAUUGCUCGGAUCUCGUCAUUACUCUACUCCUGUGGAUGUUUGGUCUGUGGGUUGUAUCUUUGCUGAGAUGGUGAAUCAGAAGCCAUUAUUCCCUGGAGAUUCCGAGAUUGAUGAACUUUUCAAGAUAUUCAGGACCUUGGGUACACCAACUGAGGAGACAUGGCCUGGGGUGACCUCCCUUCCUGAUUUCAAAUCUUCAUUUCCUAAAUGGAUCUCCAAGGAUUUGUCAGAUAUAGUACCAAAUCUUGAUCCAGCUGGUAUUGAUCUUUUAUAUAAAAUGCUUUGCUUGGAUCCGAGCAAAAGAAUUACAGCAAGGAGUGCUCUAGAACAUGAAUACUUCAAGGACAUUGGUUUUGUACCCUGAUUUGAAGUCGAAGUCGAAGUCGCCUUCUUCUAGGGUUUAUGUCGUGUGAAUAUUGGAAGUUAAGGAAGAAGAAAAAAACUGUUGAUUUUAUGUUAUUUAUUCGCGGGUGAAAAAUGAGUGCUACUAUUGUUGUAGAUCUUUAUGUCAAGCUAUGCUUUUCAUUGGUCUUUUUUUUACCAGGACUUCAUAUCGUGUAAAAUUGACUGUUUCUGCAUUUGGGAUUGAGGACUUGUGCAAGCCCCAUUGUUAUAUGCAAAUUAUCCCCGUCUUCCAUA
This is a messenger RNA of Spinacia oleracea (spinach), 1350 nucleotides long. Its product is annotated as cell division control protein 2 homolog. Bases 191 to 1075 code for a protein of 294 amino acids. Gene Ontology annotation, cellular component: nucleus; cytoplasm; cyclin-dependent protein kinase holoenzyme complex. The transcript is spliced from 9 exons. Gene Ontology annotation, molecular function: cyclin binding; ATP binding; cyclin-dependent protein serine/threonine kinase activity. NCBI's taxonomy places the organism in Eukaryota, Viridiplantae, Streptophyta, Magnoliopsida, Caryophyllales, Amaranthaceae. Gene Ontology annotation, biological process: regulation of G2/M transition of mitotic cell cycle; protein phosphorylation; regulation of gene expression. The record is from RefSeq and is a predicted model, not a curated record.